Messenger RNA from Topomyia yanbarensis, 1030 nucleotides. It is a transcript of the gene RpII33, whose product is annotated as DNA-directed RNA polymerase II subunit RPB3. The coding region runs from base 87 to 914 and encodes 275 amino acids. Gene Ontology annotation, biological process: DNA-templated transcription. The record is from RefSeq and is a predicted model, not a curated record. Gene Ontology annotation, molecular function: DNA-directed RNA polymerase activity; protein dimerization activity. Gene Ontology annotation, cellular component: RNA polymerase II, core complex. The transcript is spliced from 2 exons. NCBI's taxonomy places the organism in Eukaryota, Metazoa, Arthropoda, Insecta, Diptera, Culicidae.
AAUCGGCAUCCACGGCAUAGAAACGGAACGGCGUAAAAAUAUUUUGUGGAAUUUCAGUAAAUAUUCAAGCGUAAUUCGCAUCCAAAAUGCCGUACGCGAAUCAACCUUCGGUCACGAUUACCGAACUUACGGAUGAAAAUGUGAAAUUUGUGGUGGAAGACACGGAAUUAAGCGUCACAAACAGUUUGCGCCGAGUUUUCAUUGCCGAAACACCGACACUAGCCAUCGAUUGGGUCCAACUGGAGUCGAACACAACGGUACUAGCCGAUGAAUUUCUUGCUCAUCGUGUUGGGCUGAUUCCACUGAUUUCCGACGAAGUGGUAGAGCGGAUGCAAUACAGCAGAGACUGCACCUGUUUGGAUUUCUGCACCGAGUGCAGUGUGGAGUUCACGUUGGAUGUUAAAUGUAACGACGAGCAUACGAGGCACGUAACGACGGCCGAUCUUAAAUCGAGCGACCCUCGAGUGCUACCUGUUACCUCCCGACAUCGUGACGACGAAGAUAAUGAAUAUGGGGAAGGAACUGACGAAAUUUUAAUUAUCAAGUUACGAAAAGGACAGGAAUUAAAGCUUCGUGCUUACGCUAAAAAGGGUUUUGGCAAAGAACACGCCAAAUGGAACCCAACCUGCGGCGUAUGCUUCGAGUACGAUCCUGACAAUUCGAUGCGACACACGCUUUUUCCGAAGCCGGAUGAGUGGCCGAAGUCGGAACACACUGAACUGGAGGAUGAUAAGUACGAGGCGGACUUCAACUGGGAGGCUAGACCGAACAAGUUCUUUUUUAAUGUGGAGUCUUCGGGAGCCCUUAAACCGGAAAAUAUUGUUAUGAUGGGUGUGCAGGUGCUGAAGAACAAGCUUUCCAAUUUGCAGACACAGCUUAGCCACGAGACUCAAACAGACGCAUUGGCUAUUUAAGCAUGUUGUCUAAAAUAUCAAAUUUAAACUAUUAUUAAACUUCAUUAUUAGAAUAGAACAGUAAGUGUACGCCGUGUUUCUAAUAAAUUGAAUAUAAAGAAAUGCUUUACUGGACA